UUCUCUGCUGCUGUUUGCGCUCGCCUUGCAAGCCCUCCAUCCUUCCCUGCAUCCCUGCAUCCUCUCCAUCCUUUUCCAGCCUCCUUAGGCGACAAGGGCUGGACCAAGCCAUCCUCCAUCCUUCCUCCUCCAUCCUCCCCUCCUCCUCCUCCUCCUCCUUCCUCUCCUAUUGUCUCUGGAGCCGCCUUUGCAGCCUGGGAGUGAGGCCACUGCCUCAUCCUCAUCCUCUUCCUCCUCCAAAAGCCUUGGACCACACAGGCCAGGGCCAUUGAUGAUGCACACUCCAGACUGAACUUGAACCCGGAGCAGCUGAAGAAGGGAGGCAAGCUGCUCCGGGCGUCGACCAGAGACGGCCUCUGGAGGAUUAUUAAGAUCUGGGAACGUCUGGAGGCCACAACACUCUCUCGCCCUCGGAGAAAAUCUGUGCCGCUUGUCUCAACCCAGCGCUCGACGGAGGAAGAUGCUGUGAAAGAGCAUCCCUGGGUUUUUGGGGAGGGGGGACGGGGGAGAUUGAAGGACCUUCCAGCUUUGGAUAGUGGCACGUUUCGACUUGAGAGCCCCCUCCCCGCACCGGGUGGUCUUCGUGGGACCCUCACGUUUGGCGAAAGGGACCCUUGGUGCAUCCAGAUUGUCCAGUCCUUGCGGGACCCUCACCUUUGAAGAAAGUGAGCCUUGGCAUCCCCAGAUUGUGGCCCGUCCUGCCCGCCUCCCUCCCUCCCUGCAGCACAUCCCUUUUGUCUCAUGUGGGUUUAAAAGGGUGCCAAGGAAGGGGGCAUUGCCGGCCUCCUGGUGAGAGCGGAGGAGGGACUUGCCAUGGCGAAGCUGGCGCGUUUGCUGUUGCCCGUGGUGCUCCUGGUGGUGUUGAUGCUGGGCCCGGGAGCGGGUGGCGCGGCCUUGGAGUUCAGCGGCACGACCGGGCAGUGGGCGCGUUACGCCCGGUGGGAUGCCAGCUCCUUGGGGGAGCUGAGCUUCAGCCUCAAGACCAACGUCUCCCGGGCCUUGGUGCUGUACUUGGAUGACGGCGGGAACUGUGAUUUCCUGGAGCUGCUGAUUUUGGAAGGGCGCUUCCGCCUGCGCUUCACCAUCUCUUGCGCCGAGCCAGCCAGCCUGCAUUUGGAGACGCCGGUCAACGACGACCGUUGGCACAUGCUGCUCUUGACGCGCAACUACAGGGAAACCAUGCUGGUGGUGGACGGCGAGGCCCGGGUGGCGGAGGUGAAGUCCAAGCGGCGCGACAUGACGGUGGAGAGCGAUCUCUUCGUGGGCGGCAUCCCUCCGGACGUCCGCCUCUCGGCCCUCACCCUCAGCACUGUCAAGUAUGAGAUGCCUUUCCGGGGGAUCGUGGCCAACCUCAAGGUGGGCGACAUGCCCCCUGCUCUGCUGGGCAGCCAGGGCAUUCGCAGCGACAUGGAGUACCUGUGUGCCAAGCAGAACCCCUGCGUCAAUGGUGGGAUCUGCACCGUAGUCAACAGCGAGGUGCAAUGCGACUGCAGCCUCACCGGCUUCCAGGGGAAGUUUUGCAGUGAAGAAGAACUCACGAUGGAAGGUCCGGCUCACCUGACGCUAAACAGCCAAGGAGGGUCCCUACUCUACUCAGAAGGGGGAGCAGGGAGAGGAACCAGUGAGGUGCACCAGACAUCCAAAGGGAAAGAAGAGUUUGUGGCGACGUUCAAGGGGAAUGAGUUCUUCUGCUACGACCUGUCGCACAACCCCAUCCAAAGCAGCACCGACGAGAUCACCCUCUCCUUCCGCACCCUGCAGCGCAACGGCCUGAUGCUCCACACGGGCAAGUCGGCAGACUAUGUCAACCUCUCGCUCAAGAGCGGCGCCGUCUGGCUGGUCAUCAACCUGGGCUCGGGGGCGUUCGAGGCGCUGGUGGAACCCGUCAAUGGCAAGUUUAAUGACAACAACUGGCACGACAUCCGUGUGACCAGAAACCUGCGCCAGCACGCAGGAAUUGGACACGCUAUGGUGACUAUCUCCGUGGAUGGGAUCCUCACCACGACCGGCUACACGCAAGAGGACUACACCAUGCUGGGCUCGGACGACUUCUUCUACAUAGGGGGAAGCCCCAACACAGCUGACCUGCCGGGGUCCCCUGUCAGCAACAAUUUCAUGGGAUGCCUCAAGGAUGUGGUCUACAAGAACAAUGACUUCAAGCUCGAACUCUCCCGCCUGGCCAAAGAAGGCGACCCCAAGAUGAAGAUCAACGGCGACCUGGUCUUCCGCUGCGAGAACGUCGCGGCCCUGGACCCGGUCACCUUUGAGUCUCCCGAAGCUUACAUCUCUCUGCCCAAGUGGAACACCAAGAAGACGGGCUCCAUCUCCUUCGAUUUCCGCACGACGGAGCCCAAUGGGCUGCUGCUUUUCAGCCACGGCAGGUUGCAGCCUCCCAAAGAAGGCCGGUCCGAGCGUCUCCACAAGGCUGACUACUUUGCAAUGGAGCUUCUCGACGGCUACCUAUACUUGCUGCUGGACAUGGGCUCAGGCGGCAUCAAAAUGCGGGCCAGCAGUAAGAAAGUGAAUGAUGGCGAGUGGUGCCACGUGGACUUCCAGCGCGAUGGUCGCAAAGGGUCCAUCUCUGUGAACAGCCGGAGCACCCCGUUCCUGGCCAGUGGGGAGAGUGAGAUCUUGGAUCUGGACAGUGAGAUGUAUCUGGGGGGGCUCCCUGAGAACCGCCUGGACCUCAUCUUGCCCCCGGAAGUGUGGACGGCCUUCUUGAACUAUGGCUAUGUAGGCUGUGUUCGGGACCUCUUCAUUGACGGCAAGAGCCGCGAUGUGCGCCGCCUGGCCGAGGUGCAGAGCGUGGCCGGCGUCUCCAGCUUCUGCUCCCGGGAGACCCUCAAGCAGUGCAGCAGCUCUCCCUGCCGCAACGGGGGGCUCUGCCGGGAGGGCUGGAACCGAUUUAUCUGUGACUGUGUGGGCACCGGCUACCUGGGACGGCUGUGUGAAAGAGAGGCCACGGUGCUGAGCUACGAUGGGAGCAUGUACAUGAAGAUAAUGCUGCCAACGGUCAUGCACACGGAGGCCGAAGACGUGUCCCUCCGCUUCAUGUCCCAACGGGCGUACGGGUUCAUGAUGGCCACCACUUCCAAGGAGUCGGCCGACACACUCCGCCUAGAGCUGGACGGGGGCCAGAUGAAGCUCACGGUCAACCUAGACUGUGUCAGGAUAGGCUGUAACCCCAGUAAAGGCCCCGAGACCCUUUUCGCUGGCCAAAAGCUCAACGACAACGAGUGGCACACGGUCCGCGUAGUGCGGCGGGGGAAGAACCUGCAGCUCUCGGUGGACAAUGUCACAGUGGAAGCAGGGCAGAUGGCCGGUGCCCACACCCGCCUGGAGUUCCACAACAUCGAGACGGGCAUCAUGACGGAGCGCCGCUUCAUCUCGGUGGUGCCGUCCAACUUCAUCGGCCACCUGAGCAGCCUGAUCUUCAACGGCUUGCCGUACAUGGACCUCUGCAAGAACGGGGACAUCAGCUACUGCGAGCUGAACGCCCGCUUCGGCCUGCGCAGCAUCAUCGCCGACCCCGUCACCUUCAAGAGCAAAGCCAGCUACCUGGCGCUGGCCACGCUCCAAGCCUACGCCUCGAUGCACCUCUUCUUCCAGUUCAAGACCACGGCCACCGAUGGGCUCAUCCUCUUCAACAGCGGCAACGGCAACGACUUCAUUGUGGUGGAGCUUGUCAAGGGGUACAUCCACUACGUUUUCGACCUGGGCAACGGACCGUCGCUGAUGAAGGGGAAUUCAGACAAGCCGGUCAACGACAACCAGUGGCACAACGUCAUCGUGUCCCGCGACACCAACAACGUGCACACGCUCAAAAUCGACUCCCGCACGGUCACACAGCACUCCAAUGGCGCCCGCAACCUGGACCUCAAAGGGGAGCUGUACAUCGGAGGCCUGAGCAGAAACAUGUUCAGCAACUUGCCCAAGCUGGUGGCCUCGCGGGACGGCUUCCAGGGCUGCCUGGCCUCCGUGGACCUCAACGGCCGACUCCCAGACCUCAUCGCCGACGCCCUGCACCGGAUCGGGCAUGUUGAGAGGGGCUGUGAUGGUCCCAGCACCACCUGCACGGAGGACUCCUGCGCCAACCAGGGCGUCUGCCUUCAACAGUGGGACGGCUACACGUGCGAUUGCACCAUGACCUCAUACGGCGGCCCGGUGUGCAAUGACCCUGGCACGACGUACAUUUUUGGGAAGGGCGGGGCGCUGAUCACGUACACCUGGCCCCCCAAUGACCGCCCGAGCACGCGGGCCGACCGCCUGGCCGUGGGCUUCAGCACGCAUCAGAAGAACGCCAUUCUGGUGCGGGUGGACAGCGCAUCCGGGCUUGGCGACUACCUGCAGCUGCACAUAGACCAGGGGACCGUCGGGGUCAUUUUCAACGUGGGCACGGAUGACAUCACCAUCGAGGAGAGCAACGCCAUGGUGAACGACGGCAAGUACCACGUGGUGCGCUUCACCCGGAGUGGUGGCAACGCAACGCUGCAGGUGGACAACUGGCCGAUCAAUGAGCGGUACCCCGCAGGGAACAGUGAUAAUGAGCGACUGGCGAUUGCUAGACAGAGAAUUCCGUAUCGGCUCGGUCGAGUAGUAGAUGAGUGGCUACUCGACAAAGGUCGCCAGCUGACCAUCUUUAACAGCCAAGCCGCCAUCAAGAUUGGAGGCCGGGACCAAGGCCGUCCGUUCCAGGGGCAGAUCUCAGGACUGUACUACAAUGGCCUGAAAGUCCUGUCCCUGGCAGCCGAGAGCGACCCCAACGUGAAGGUGGAGGGGAACCUGCGGCUGGUGGGCGAGGUGCCCUCCGUCAUGACCACGGAGACCACGGCCACUACCCUGCUGGCAGACAUGUCCACCACCAUCAUGGAGACCACCACCACCAUGGCCACCACCACCACGCGGCGCGGCCGCUCUCCCACCAUGCGCGACAGCGUCACCCAGAACACAGAUGACCUCCUAGUAGCUUCGGCCGAGUGCCCCAGCGACGACGAAGACUUGGAAGAGUGCGAGCCGAGCACAGGAGGUGAAUUAGUAUUGCCCAUAAUAACCGAAGACUCACUAGACACCCCUCCAAUUGCCACCCGGUCUCCAUUCAUCCCCCCACCUCCCACCUUUGGCCCCUUCCUAACCGUAGUCGAGACCACCAAAGACACCCUUUCCCCGCCAUCCCACCCGAGACCCCCCUGCCUGGCUGACCAAGACGACAGUGACUGCGAAGAGGGGAUCGAGGCCUCCGGCUAUGCCUCCGGCGAGGUCUUCGACUCCAGCCUCCCCCCUACCGACGACGAAGAUUUUUACACCACUUUCCCCCUGGUCACCGAUAGGACCCUAAUUGGCCGGCCUGAAGGAGCGUCCAAAAAAGCCCAAGGAUACCGCCCCAACCUUAGGACAGGACUGCCGGCUUCGCCCUCCGUCCCCGACCUCCUGACUUCCACCACCUCUCCCAACCUGGUCCGUAACAUCCCCGCCGGCAAAAUGAACAACCGGGAGCCCCUCAAACCCUACCCAGAACAGUACCCCCCACUCUCCACCUCCUUUGAACCUGACAAGCUAAACAGGCUUAAGUACCCAGGUAUAACCUCUUCCCCCAAUUUCCACAAUCUGCCCACAGUGAACCCGACCGGCCCCGGGGAAAGAGGACCCCCUGGAGCAGUGGAGGUCAUCCGGGAGUCCAGCAGCACGACUGGCAUGGUGGUGGGCAUCGUGGCGGCGGCUGCCCUCUGCAUCCUCAUCCUCCUCUAUGCCAUGUACAAAUACCGCAACCGGGAUGAAGGCUCCUACCAGGUGGACCAGAGCCGGAACUACAUCAGUAACUCGGCACAGAGCAAUGGCACGGUGGUCAAGGAGAAGCCGGCCGCUGCCACGAAAACGCCCAGCAAGAGCAAGAAAAACAAAGACAAGGAAUAUUAUGUCUGAGCCCCCUUUCCCCCCUUAUUUCCCCUUCCCGCCCACCCACCCACCCAAAACAAAAAAAAUUACAUCCCCGCGUGUGCCUGAGAGACUGACACCCGACUGACACACACGGUGACACCACCACCCAGACCUGCCGCACCCCCUAAACUCUGGAAAGGGGGACCACCGCCCCGAUCGCAUCCUUUCCUUUCCUCAUACGAAAGAGGCCAGCUGGUGGCAACCUCCAUUCCUCUUUGGUUUGGUCAUCCGUCUUUUACUUUAGUUGCCCUUCCCUUGCAAAAAAUAAUAAUGAAAUUAUAUAUAUAUAUAUAUAUAUAUAUAUAUAUAUAUAUAUAUAUAUUGAAACAAGGCAAUGAGUGCACAGGGCCUACCUCCCCCCCGUGUCCCACCCUGACGAUUGAGUUGUGUAGGGGCAUUGUCGUUGUCAUUGUCCCUUAGGCAAACGAAAGGGAAGCAAAGCCAACCGAAACGAAACACACAAAAAGUGGCACGACCACCAUCACCACGUCACCAUCCCCGUGUGCGUUGGCCUGAAGAGAGGGAUGGAUGGAUGGAUGCUCGGAAGAAGGAGGAUUAAAGCGGGGAGGGUGGGAUUGUGGUGCCAGGCUUCCGGAUGAGGCCAUAGUUGUGACGUACCGCGUGCGACGCACGAGAGUCCGUCGCCCCUCUUUGCAAGGGGCCGGGGUACUUUUUGAUCCGGAAAGAAAACAAAAACGGGGGAGCUCCACUCCUCUUGCCUCAUUCCCUGCAGCUCCCCGGCACUGUGCUCCGAAACGGAGAAUCCUAAACUGGAGCCUAAAAAAAGGCUGCCCAAACCAUUGCUCUCUGCAGAACCCUAAAAGGACCCGGGGGGGGGGAGAGGAAGGCCGCCCCCCUUCCCCAUCGCCCCAUUCUCUCCGAAUUAUCACAAGCAAAGGGGUCCCUCCUUUCUAAAGAUUUCCCCCCUUCUCUUUCUCUCUCUCUCUUUCUCUCUAUUCUCGCUCUCUCUUCGUCAAUGUGUCGGAGUCUUGGAAAUGUGUGGAAUAAAAACAAACGAGUUUUUUUAAAAUGAAAUACUACUAAUUAUAUCAUAAAGCAGGUAACGUGGGUUUUGCUUGCGCUGUCGGCCCGGAAGGAUGCUCCCGCGUCCGACGGCGAACCAAUAUCCUGUCUUGUCAUUUGUAAUAAAAUAACUAAUAAGAGGGAGGGAGUAAAAUCGAGGGUUUUUUUGGUUUUUUAAGACAAAAAAAAGUUGGACGCCCAAGGAACGGAGAGCGGUUUCGGGGUGCCUUGCUAUGUGCGGAGGGGAUGUGCGACGAAAUAAUUUGCUUGGGUUUUCUUUUACAGGGGUCCAGGUGCACCAUUCUCUAAUCCUUUCCAUGCCCUCCCAUAUCUCUCUCUCCCCCGGAUCAAGGUGCUAUUACGUGGUUUUUCUUUAAACUGUGUUCAAAGUAUGUCCAACUUGAGUCGACUUUUAAUUUCAUUUUGCUUUGUCGACGUGUGUUUGUGGGGGGUUUUAAGAAAACAAAAGGAUGCACAGAUGCCAAUCGUGAAAAAGGUCCUAAAUCCAUGGGCCGUUUCCCAAAGGGCCAAUUUGGGCACGAAGGGCUGAAUGUGUCUCCCGGGCGUUAUGUGCAAGUGAGCCGUCGUUGUGAUGUCUCCCCUCUUUUCUUCUCUGCAGCUGCCUUCUCGUUCUUCCAUUAAUAAUAAUAAUUCUAAUAAGCCGAGAGGAAGCCAUAGAUAACUCUAUACGGAGAUCUAUCUAUAAAUGCAUAUAGGUAUAUAUAGAGAGAGACUAUAGAUAAAGAUAUAUAAGGAUAUAAAAAGUAUAUGUAAUAUAUGGAGAGUUUUAAGUACAGCCCUGGGAGAGAGGGUCGGGAGGAAGGUUCCUUGGAGGACACCUGGGUUUCUGACUUUUGGCACCAUGGAAAGGGAGGAAGGGAAAUGGAGGCUGGAUCCACACAAAAAAAAUAAUCCAGUUUGACACCACUUUUCGUUCCCAUGGCUGAAUGCCGUGGAAGUCCAGGAUUCGUAAUUUUGUGAAGUAUUUAGUCUUCUCUGUUGUAGCGCUCCAGUGCCAUAACAAACUCCAAAGCCCAAGGUUCCCUGGCAUUGAGGCAUAGCCAUUGAAGUGUCAAACUGGAUUAUUUCUGCCGUGCGCAUCUUCAGUCCAUGCCUCCGAGAGGCAGCUUUUGGAGAGGCAGAGUGGAAUCCUGGUACCAUGCUGCACAACUGGAGGUUGCAAGGAGGAAAUAGGUUGUGAGUCCGAAAGGAACCACGGCGGUGGAGAAACCAGCGGCUUGGAGCUGGCAGAUUUGGUCUGCCUUGCCUAAUAUAUUGUGCACUUCAGUUGGCCAAUAAAGGUAUCACUGUUUGGUGGAUUUUUGCUUGAAUUUGCCUAACCACUGUUAUGCAAUUGUGCAACCAUGAGUUGACUGCUCCAAUUGUGCAUCCAUGGGCUCCUGGCAUAACGCAGCAAGAGGAUUCUAGUUUGGAAAGCAGCAAAGUGCCAGUAGCAUAUUUUUCCAUCAUAGGGAUGCAGGGUGACCCACUGUUUUGCUUCUGAGCCCCUGGUGCCUCUUACCUCUUGGCCGCAGAGGAGGCAAGCAUCAAUCCACUGACAAGUGCCCUUAGUGUGCCAGGGCCUCCUGUGUCUCACGCAUGGCAUUGCAAAGCUGGAGCUCGCUUAGACGAUAGGGGCGUCUUUAGCCACCUUAGUCCUGCAUGAAUGAAAAGCAGAAUAUUAAUUGAUUCAUUGACCUGCCACCAACCUGCAAGUGUGUCUGAGAGGUUGGGUGCUUGUGUUAUGAGUGUGUACAGAGAGAUAUUGCAAAGAUAAGAGCUUGGGAGUCAUGAAAGGGGUGCAGAGAAGGAGCCAGGCAGAGCUGACCCUUACUGCAGCACCAGAUUUUUGGAGAGGGCCAAGAGUGUGCAUCCUCCUCCUCCUCCUUUUUUGUGCAGGAAAGAGCAUUUUCUAUGCAGAAAUUGAGAUGAUGCUGGUUUCCGCGCAGAAUGCACCAUGGAACCAGUAUCAUCAUCAUCAAAACCCAGUGUGGCCAUUUUGCGCAGAAGAAGUCCCCAAGUGUGACUCCAAAAAUCUGGAUGUUUCUCAGUGCAGAAAGAAAAUGGCAAACAUAACUUGUUUCUUCCUUUGAGACGUGAAAAGUUCGCCCUUCCUUCCUUCCUUCCUUCCUUCCUUCCUUCCUUCCUUCCUUCCUAAGUGAGAACCUUGGCUUUGCCACCUGAGCGUUCAAAACACAGAGAGACUGAGAUUUAUACAUUUUUAAGGGGAAAGAGUCACAGUCCAAUGCUCAAACCCUGACACCAAACUGAAAUGCCCCUCCCUAAACUGCAGAUCCCAGGUUGAAGUGGAUCCCAGAUUGAAGUGUUGCAUUUACAUCUCUUGUCUACAUUUCUGGAUCUGCAUGGGAUGCUGUGCAAAUCUUAGGCAAACCGAGGUCUCUGUCUUGUUCUUUUGGGCCACUCUUCCUUUGCGACGGGGAGCAGAAAGGGGCAGAGGUAAUAUGUGGAUGGUUGAAUCCAUAGUUCAAAUAUCUCUGGAUACGGAGGGACGACUGCACUGGUGGGACUUGUUACCUUGUAUGGAACGGCAGAUUUGGUUCAGAUUUGGUCGUGUUUGCAAUACAAAUCAAUGUCGCCCAAAUUGGUCAUGAUUAAAAUCCCGUCAAUUCCAGCAAGGCUUAACCUAAAUAUGGCAAAGUCGGGAUCCAACCCUAUGAAAUACAGUAAAAAGGGGAGGGGGACCCUUCGGACUUGAGACCAUUUGCAGCAUUUCUCAACCUGCAUUUUUAAAAUGUGCUUUGCUUUCUGAAUUCUGCUUCCAAAGGUCAUUUAUAAGUUAGGUGCCUUUAGAACCCUUUCAACUUGCUGACUAGUUUUCCCUGAGCCAUUUCUUUCUCUCAGUCUGUGCCAUGUGACCUCUCCUACCUUUUCCCUUUGCUGCCCUUUGGGGGUGAUGGGCAUGCUGCCCCAUAUCCAUGCCAUAGCCUGGACAUGGCAUGGAGAGGAAGGGUGCCAUGUUGUCCUUUGCCAGAGGCAAAACAUAAUAAUUUCCUUUCUCUCUGAGGAGUUUUGACUAGCCCAGCUGUAUGCAGAGCAGGGCCUUGGCACAACUGGCCCCACUUGCUUGGCAAAGAUCAAUGCCAGUCUCUAUAUUACAAAGCACAAAAUGGAUGCUUUGAGGUGGCAAUUCUCCAUCUUGUCCAAGCUCCGCUUCCCCUUCUUGUCUGCACUACAGAAUUAUAACAGUUCUAUACCUCUUUAACUGCCAUGGCUCCAUCCUGUGGGAUCCUGGGAUCUUGUGCCAGAGACCUCUAGGUCCUUACCAAACCGCAGACCCCAAGGCUCCAUAGAAUGGAGCCAGUUAAAAGUGGUAUCAAAGUGCUAUAAUAUGUUGGUGCAAAAUAAACCACAGUACCAAUGUCUUUCUUUGCUGCGCAUGAGUGUGUGCAUGUGUGUGUGUGUAAGAGAGAGAAAAUGACUAUGUGUGUACAGUGCCUAGCGGUCUCUUGUCAGUGCUAUAAAGGACAUUCAGUCAUCAUCUCUUUGAAUGUCGCCUUUUCCAUCCAAACGUAUAUCUGUCCCUUUGCGCAACUUAGACAACCUUUCACAAAGGACAUUUGGCCCAUUGAUGUGGCAGACAGAGUUUGAAGGAGCUACUUUGGGCUUUUAUGGGAACUCUGAAUGCCACCGAUGGGCUGAAUUGCAAAUAUCCGGGGAAGUAUCUUGGUUCGAUCGACACAUAUCAUCCCCUUCUCCCAAAAACCCACACGCAACCCAAAACCAAAUGUUUCUGUUGCCUCCAGCUUUCUUCAUUUCAGCCCAUGGGAGAUCAAGGGCGCGCAUGUAUCCAUUCCAUAUUUCAGUCCUGGUGAACUCCAAGGUGUAGCUAUUUGGGGAAUACAAACACCUUGGGCAGGUCCUUCAAAGUUCAGAUGAUGGUGGUGAUGGUGGUACCUUCACAACCUAUUUAGGGGAAACCAAGUCUUCUAAAAACCCUCUCCCAACCCAAGAGUGUCCCAAUGUAUUAGUUGCAACACCCAAGCUGGGUGGGGAUGAGGGGAGAUGUAGUCCAACUCGUGUAGAAGUCGUUGGGUUGGGGAAGGCUGUUGUUGGAGAGGCGUGGCGAUCAAUUGAUGCUUUUCGCUUCUCCAUCGAAGGUUGUUGUUGGUUUCCCCAACUUUUCAUAUCUUAAGGCCCACCCAUGAGUCUACCAUUAGAGAACUAAGAGGCCCGUUUUGCCUAAGAACAUUUCUGUGUUUACAGACAUGCCGUUACUACACUGUGCUUCUCAUUUACGGGAAGCUCUUGGCCGGGAAACUGUUGCGGGGUUAAUAAGUGGAGUUGCAUCUGCAAGAGUUAGAACUGAGCAUUGCUGUAAUGUCCUUAUCCAAUAACUGCUGUUAAGUUACUAAUAAGGGAGGCCAAAGAUGGCACCAGUGCGCAAUGGGACUGGCGUACAUCGGGGCCAAUGCACAUCAGUCCCAUUGUGCGUCGGUCUCAUCAUGCAUUGAAUAGAAUAGUUAUAGUUAUAGUUGUAAAAGGGACAUAUAGUUAUAGUUAUAGUUGGAAGGGACCACAAGGGACAUCUAAUGCAAACCCCCAGUUUGCCAUGCAGGAACUCAUAAUAAAAGCAUCCCUGACAGACGACCAUCCAGCCUCUGUUUAAAAACCUCC
This is a messenger RNA of Sceloporus undulatus (fence lizard), 11592 nucleotides long. RefSeq names its product neurexin 2 (gene NRXN2). Bases 814 to 5919 code for a protein of 1701 amino acids. NCBI's taxonomy places the organism in Eukaryota, Metazoa, Chordata, Lepidosauria, Squamata, Phrynosomatidae. The transcript is spliced from 23 exons. The record is from RefSeq and is a predicted model, not a curated record.